GCGCACGAACGUGAGUCGCUGCUCGCUGCGCUCUGCAGCUGAUGCGGCUCGCUGUGCCAUCCGUCGCCGCCGCCGCAGCCGUCGUCCGCGUUGUUGUGUCCCGCCGAGGGAAAAUGCGACGAUUGCGACGCGCCGCGAUCCGAUUCCGACGUCGGCCCCGUUGAUCGCGUGUGUCUCGUGUGUCUACGCGAACAAGAGACUUGGACCGCCGGGCGGCCUCCCGGAAGAGAAAAUUCGCCAGGGAGCGUCCCCUCUGCCCCCUCGUCGCGAGGAAGAUCCGCCGCCGAGAGAGUUUCCGUCGGUCCGAUGCGGCGCGCGGAAUUCGAUGUAGCGCGCGCGAGUCCGCUCCCUCCGCUCGUGCGGACGACGGAUCGCGUGGAGCGGAGGUAGACAAAGGGGCCGACGACGCGAGCGCGCGCGCGCGCGCCGAGCGUCCCGGCGCAUUUAUUUAUAUAAGCGUCCGCGAGACAUGCGGCCGCUGCCACCGUAGGGAGACGCGGCGUCGCCUCGGCACGGACGAUCCGCGUUCCCGUGGGUUACCCCGUUCCGCGAGGAACUCGGAAUCGAUCCGGCGCUUCGCGUCGCGUCGCGGCCCGGGGUUGCCCGUCGCAAUUCCGCGACAUGGUUGCGUUUGCCACCGCGAGUCGUCCGUCUCUCUCCCCCGUGUCCGGCGAGGGUGACGCGUUGACGCGACAUGCGACGUGAUCGUUGGGUCCCUCAGGAUUUCCAAGGAGGCACGACGGGACGCGCUUCGGAUAGAGCGGCGGCCGGAGCAUAAUAGCCAUUAUGGAGGCGUUGCGUUUGGCUAUACAGACGCGGCUUGGGGAGAGGAUGGUCAGCAUGAGCUCCAUGCUCGUAGAGACAGUCAGUAUAAAUUAUGAAGAUUUCAACGAGAGUUUUUUAACCUGCGGCACCUGUCUCUGUGUUUACGAUGGCAGCGAGCAUACACCUAAAUUACUACCAUGUUCACACACGGUAUGUUUACAUUGUUUAACAAGGAUCGCUGCGUCCCAAACACGAGAGACAGGAGCGUUUAGAUGCCCCAUUUGUAGAGAAUUAAUCACUAUUCCUCGUGGAGGGGUACCUGCACUGCCCCCGAGUUUUCUCGUCAACCAACUGCUGGACCUCAUGUCUCGGCAGAGACGAGAGGUCAUCCCAAAGUGUUCAGUUCAUAUAAAUCAGGAAUUAUUAUUUUGCGAAACAUGUGAUACCGUGUUCUGUACAGUGUGUACCGGUGGGACACACGCGGGGACGUCGCCUGGAUGCACAGAACAUACAAUCAUCCCCUUUAGCAUUGCGAUAAAACGAAUGUCCGAAAUAUUGCUUUACAAAGCUAACGAGUGUAUAUCCAAGUUAACACAGGCACAGGAUUCUGUAAGCACGGAGUUGCACCGUUUGGAGGCGUCUACGGAAAAGUGUUUGAGCGCGGUGGACACGGAGUUUGCGGAGAUCAUCGCCAAGAUAGAGAAACGUCGGACGGAGCUGCAAGCCGCCGUAACUGCCGCCGCUCGUGACAAGAAGCACGUGCUUGAGGAGCAACAUUCUCUUAUUGAGGCGGAGAAAACCAAAGUGGAGCAAGAAUGCGAAGGAUUGCAAUAUCAGGUCGAGGUCCGGAAUAUUACCCAACGCAUUAACAGCCUGUCUGAUCAGCUGGACGCAGCGACCGCUCUCAGCGAGCCCAAGGAGAACGCUUUUAUCACGUUCGAGUUUAAUCACAACGACGCUCUCUCCCAAUUGGAGCAGGCGCUGAGCAACUUAGGACGAGUACGUUCCAGUACAACAUUGCCAGGUUUGUGUCGAGCGAGAUUGAAAGACCUGGCGAUAGUGAAGCUGCAGACAAUCGUCAUUGUCGAAACGGUGGAUUAUCACGGUCAUCCCCGGAACGUCGGCGGUGAUCUUAUUAGCGCCGAAUUGACGCUCGCAGACAACAUGCACGCGGAACAUCAGAACGCUCCCAUCGAGACGGAAGUAAAAGACCUGGAGAAUGGAACUUAUGAGAUUUACUUCCGGCCACCGACCGCGAGUAGAUACGUUUUGAAGGUGUCGGUGUUUGAACGACCUAUAAAGGAUUAUCCGCUAUUUUUCGACGCGACUGAGCACAAUGAACCUACUAAAAUAUAUGGAAGACGUGGCAACGGGAAAGAUGAGUUCCACCAGCCAGUUUCGGUUGCGGUGGACGACGAAGGGAUGAUUUAUAUUUUGGAUACUGGAAAUUCUCGUAUUAAGGUACUCAAUUGUGAUUUGGAGUUUCAAAGGCAUAUAAACAAUGAUGGCUUGGAGGGCCGCAGUUGUACGGGAAUAGGUAUUUCUCAACAAGGUCUCGUGGUCGUAAAUUGGCGGACGCGAAAGAUCACGGAAAUGACUUCGUUGGGUGAUACGAUCCGAUCUUUCACGCACAACGCGUUUCAAGAGCCCAUAGACAUUGCAGUGGACAAGAGUUACGGCCACAUACUUGUCGCUGACAACGGUCAGAGCUGUGUAUUCGUGUUCGAUUCGGAUGGCAAGAUAUUAUUCCAGGUCGGUAAGAGAGGCACGUUCAAGCUAAUCAGUUCUGUAACUGUCGGUCCGGCCGGUGAGAUUUUAGUUGCCGAUAGCAGAAUUCAAGUCUUCUCCGCGAAGGGAGAUUUCUCCGAGGAAGUAUAUUCCGAAGGCAAAGGAAAAGGUAUCUACGGAGGAAUAGCCGUGGACGCGGAGGGCAAAAUAAUCGGCACUCGUACGGACAAGGGUCGUAGCAUAAUACAAGUACUAAAGCUAGGCGGAGGUAAUAUUUUAACCGAGAUCGACUCGCACAGCUCGAAAUUGCGACGCCCCUCGGGCAUAGCGGUGCUGCCAGAUAAUCACCUCGUGGUAGUGGACUUGGGCAAUGAUUGUAUAAAGAAGUACAGGUACUGGUAAAAAAAAAACAGUCAUUGUUUGUUUAAGCAUAAAAAUUCAAAUUCGCAAGCCAGAGGAAAGCUCAGAGGUACCAAAAGUCAAUCAUAAUUUAGAAUUAUUUAAUCAGGUUUUUGUGAAACUUGUAACAUCACAUAUUGCGAAUGUAAUGCCUAUGUUUUUAUAAAUUUUUAUAUAUAGUUUAUAAAUUAGUAUAAGACGUGGGAUAAAAUAGUCAUGUCGAAGGUAAACCUGACAUUACUAUUACUAUUCGGUUUGCAAUAUGUAGCAUUAUAUAUUACAAUUUGUAUUUUGCCUUCAGCUGUGUUUUAUGUAUUUAAUUUUUUACGUUCGGCGCUGCUUUCUCUCGUUUCCCGCAUAUCUGUGGGUAUACAAAAAUUUUUACCGUUUCAAACAAGUCAUGCGAAAUGCUCAGUACUUAUUGUAUGUAUACCUUUUUUAUUUGAUAUAAUUUUUUAAGUCAUUGCGAUUAAUAUUUAAUCGUUUGAAUGCAAAAAAAGCAACUCUGUUGUUGCUGACUAAUCUAGAUACAUCGGUGGAUGAUAAUCCUUUCCUAACUUUGCCAAAUUAAGCUUGAAAGUUGUUUAUCUUGCUUCACAUGUCAAACAUGCAUCUACAUAUGACAAUCACAAUCAUAUUAGAUCAUACAUUGAAUAAUAAGAAAUUCAUAUCCCAAUGUUCUUGAUUUGCACAAGCUCGCUUAAAGUAAAACUGAAUUAAAAUUCGGUACAUAAUAUACGUAACUACGUAAAUAUUCAUCUCGUGAGACAUAAAAAAUUCUAAAACUUGAAUUGCUAAAAAUAAGGAAAGGUAAAUCUGUAUUAUUUUAGAUAAAACUGGUUUUUAAGUAACAUUUUAACAAUCGGUUUAAAUACUACAAUAUUAUUUUUAUAUUAAAUUUAGGCGGGUAAAACUGGAGGAGACUAUCUCUGGUGCUCCUCUGAAUUUAUAUUUUCACACGAUACGUUCAAUUUUUUCUUAGCUUAGCGUUUUAGAAAUUCGUUAAGAUAAGAUAGAAGAAAUUACAUCGUAGCACUAAACUAUCAAGAUAAUCUGAACAACUUCUAGUCUUGAUUUGUUUCAAUAAGGAGAGCAUCAUUAUUCGCGGGUGUAUAAUGUUAUAUAAAAAAGUAUUAUAUAUAUUAUAUAUACACUGCCGUUCUAUAUUAUUUUAAAAUACAUCUCUUUCAUGAUAGAGUACAGGGCUUUGCAUCACAUCAAGCAUAUAUGAGUAGAUUGCUUGGAUAUAAUACUGUUGAGAUGAAAGAAAAUUUCUUUGAACUGUGAGCACCUUCAUUUUAACCAAAGUUUUUAACGUGGAAACGUUUUUCUUAAAUUCGAAACUGUUGAUGUUUCUGAAUCAUUUUGUUAUUCUGUACGCCAUGUUUUUUAAUUUAUAUUCUCUGUAAUAUGGAAAUCGUAGUUUUCAUAUUUUUUGCUCCUUUUUAUUUUACUGUGUAAACUUUGCAGCAUUUAUUACCCGGAAAGGUUUCUUGUGUUCCUAACAAGCAAGAAAUUCGGGUAAUUUAUUUUGGCACUACGUGAUUUGUUCUUUUUUUAUUAAUAAAAAACAAAUUAUAAGUAAUGUAAGAUAGCUAUGCAAAUAACUAGAAAUACGAUAAGAAUUGUAUAUAUAUUUUUUCAGUAUUAUUAUACAUUUUGAUAGAAUUGGCGACGCGAUUUAUUUAUCUAGAGAUAUUUUCCAAAUUUCGUGAGAGACACGCGAUUCUCUCGACAAUGAUGUACUUUUUUGAAGGCCUACAGUAUCGUUCGUCGUAACGGAAUUUGUUGUUAAAAAAAGACGAUCCAGAUUUUUCGUCGCUCUUACAAAUUUCACCCGAGUGUGCAAAUGAUUUCCAUCGUUGAGACACGUCUCGUAACGUGUACGUUCAAGUUGCUCUGGACAAAUUACAUAAGCAGUAGGAUUCGCGCGAUCACUCGUGUAUCCGGAAAUACUUAACGCCCGUCUGGAGAUCGCGGCUACAAUCGAUGAAAUGUUAGCUAAAUAUCACCAUGAUGCAUAUCUACUUAUUCCUCGAUACUUACUUCUUGACACCGAGAGUGAUAAACUUACACGCGUACGGCUUACAAGUUUCCAUUUCUUUACAGCGGGAAAAUAUUUUUUCACGUAACUAACUUGUAUAUCUCUGUGUAAGAAUCGAUUCUUAAAGUAAUUAGCUCUAACACCCUUAUGCCAUUUUAUCUUUUACGUGACUUAUGCUAGUUACAUUUUUUUUUUUAGAAUCAUUUGCCAUGUUAAUAUCGACACGAGUAAUCCUUGUAAAAACCUUUCUUAGGACAAAUGCGGAGCUAUGCGUAGAACAUAUAUGGCAUGCGAUUUAAAUUCAACGAAAGUGUAAAUGAUGACUUUUGCGGUUUAUAUUUUUGCGACGAACGCGCAAGAUCUUUCAGCGACCUCCUAUUUUUUUUUCGGACUGUAUCGUAGCGAUACGACAUUCCUCGUGAACUGCUUCGCAGAGUGAUCUACCAUAGGCUACAUUUAAUAUAAAUUGUCGCAUAUUGCUUGUAUAUGUACGUACGAAUACGACGAGUCACCAUAAAACGCAUUAACACGUUAGUCCUUAGCGGAAAGCAUAACAGUGCCUUUAUUGAGAAGAUGCCACCGUACGGUUUAUAUCUCAUGACGAUUGAUUGAUAUAUAAAUAUAUUUCUUCUGUUCAAACCGACAAGUCACGCCGAUGCGCUUAACACUUGGAACGUCACUUGAUUGUAAUCGUACGUGAUUCGUACAUUUCCUUGGGAAUCGUGGCGUUUGAGUAGAAAAACGUAUUCCUCACUUAUGUCAAUUUCUACCAAUGUAGAUUAACUUUGGUCUCGGUUUAACUUGUUUUUUUUAAAUCGUUUUCUAGUUCUAAGGCCCGGUUUCGUCAACAUCGCUUAACU
Vollenhovia emeryi is the source of this 5796-nucleotide messenger RNA. Its product is annotated as tripartite motif-containing protein 2-like. NCBI's taxonomy places the organism in Eukaryota, Metazoa, Arthropoda, Insecta, Hymenoptera, Formicidae. The transcript is spliced from 11 exons. The record is from RefSeq and is a predicted model, not a curated record. Gene Ontology annotation, molecular function: zinc ion binding; protein binding. Bases 787 to 2895 code for a protein of 702 amino acids.